CAUUUCAAAGUAGCAUUUACAGGUUUCCGUUAAACUGUGACCGUUAGGUGGACAGCCCAGUCAGCUGUUCUAUUAUUUUUGAGGUGUGCACACACUGGCGCCCAGGCCAAACAAAUUGUUUCGCAAAUAUAUGGAAUUUGUAGCUUAAAAUGGAUGAGGAAGAGCAUUUGCAUCGCUUUGGAACCCCGUUGCAGCCGCUAGAGAAGGAUGUAGUGCCGGCAAAAAAGCCUGUGGGCAUCGAGGAUCAAAUAGUAAAGGAUGAAAAUGGAAAGCGCAGGUUUCAUGGCGCCUUCACCGGCGGCUUUAGUGCUGGCUUCUGGAACACCGUGGGAUCCCUGGAGGGCUGGACGCCGCAGACCUUCAAAAGUUCGCGGGCGGAGAAGGCAACUCCGCGGGCUCAGCUGAAACCGGAGGACUUUAUGGACAAUGAAGAUCUUGGUGAAUUUGGCAUUGCUCCACAAGGAAUUCGCACGCGCGAUGAGUUCGCUAAGGAGGAUGAGCAGGAGCAACGUUCCGGGCAACGGCGCCGUAAGCUGAUGCAGCCGGAAUUGGGAGUGGGACCCAUACCCGGAGUUCCAGUGCUGGAGCAACUUCUACGCCCGGUGCGUGACAAAGUGGCUGUUCGGAUACUCAAGAGCAUGGGAUGGAAACCCGGCCAGGGAGUGGGCCCACGACAAACGCGAAAGGAAAAGCGCCAGGCCACUGCAAGAAACACGAGAGAACAGUAUCUCCUAGAUCACUACGGUGCAGAGGGCUUACCUGAACAAACAGAGUCUAAUGGAGAAGAUAGCAAUUCUGAGGAAGAGGACGACGAAGAUAUUACCUUUGCGCCGGAUGACUUUGAGCCCAUCUUUUACACGCCCAAGGAGAAUCGAUUUGGCAUGAGCUACUCCGGCCUCAGCCGCGAUCCCAUCCUAUCAAAGUCCUCCUCUAGCUCUGCGAAAGCAAUGCAGCACAUCAAUCUCUUUGGUCAAUUGGAGGAGCAGGCUAAAAACAAACAGCUCUCCAUAAGGGGUCAGGCCUUUGGAGUGGGAGCAUUUGAGGAAGAGGACGAGGACAUCUACGCCCGCGAUGAUAUGACCCGCUACGAUUUUUCGCUGGCAGACAAAAAACCCAAGCAAAAGAAGCAGCAACACGUCCAGCAGCGUCACGUUAUUGAUGGCUUUAGUGAGGAUAAAUCGGGGGCAGCUCUUCAGAAGCCCUAUGCCAUUGAUUUGCCUAGGGAUUUCCAGGCCAGAAACUGGCUACAGCGAAAGAGUCGUUUUGCUCCCAUGGACAAGGAACGAGCGAAAAAACUGGAGACAGCCACUGAGUAUAAGCGCUCGGGUCUGGGCAGGCACGAUUUUAAUCCUGAUCAGCGAGCGCAGCUUCUAGGGGAAGAGAAAAAAGAGGAAAAGCCGAAUGAAGAACAGCCCAAGCGGAAUCCUUUCAAGGAUCGCGGUAAGUCCUUGCUAGAUCGCAUCAAUGCCAGGACUGAGGGAUUCACCAAGGGCGGAAUAAUCACUGAAAGUGGCGAGGAGAAGCAAACCGAAUUGACUAAAGAGGUAAAAGAAUCCAAUGCCGCAAUACAAGAGAAAGCUGCGCUGAAGACCAAGGAUCUGGCUCCUGCAACUUCAUCUUCAGGCGCUUUUAAACCAUUCCUGGCUGAUGAAGCCAAACAGCUUCGUUACGAAAAAUACGUGGCCUCCAAACUAACAGAUGACACAGAGAUAACCGAGCUACUCGCCAGUAUGCAACCGGUCACUCUAUCCCUUUGGGAUCGAGAAAUGGAAAAGAAGGAGUUCAUCCAGGCAGCAAAGAUCUAUCGCCCAUUAGAUGGUCUUAUGAAUGACAGAUUCAUUUCGGAAGGCAAUGUCCAGGCAGAGAAGGUCAAGGAGCAACAAAAGACGCCAGAGGAACGAAAAAUCGUGAUGGAGCGGAUCAAGACCAUGUGGAAGCCUGCCUCACUGCUCUGCAAGCGCUAUAAUAUUGCGGAACCUUUUGGUGGGGCCAUGCUAGAGCCCGAAAAGGAGCUCAAGACCAAGCCGAAGAUUUCGGUGUUCGAUUAUUUGGAAACGUCCAUCAACACAAAAGCAAACUUUCAGACUCCCUCUAUUAUACCAAAGCACAUAGAGAAGCCGAAACCUAAAGUAGUGGAACCCCCAGCUCUACCUCCUGCUCCCCCGCCGGUAACCAAUGAUCCGGAAAAACCACCUUCAAAAGAAGAGCCAUUCAAAUUUACUUUUGUGCCCAAAACUCCCUUGGAGCAGGCGGUGGACGAAUCCCGUGACAAACCCAUAUCAGAGAAAGUGGAUCUAUUCAAGUGCAUCUUUGAUGACAGUGACGAGGAGGAGACUGUUGAUCAACCGCCAGAGGAUCCUGCCCAGGAUAAAUUGGCUGCCCUGCAAGUGGCUCUAGGCUUACCCUCUAUGUCAACAGCUUCAGCAGCAGCGCAUAAUGUCCUUAGGAACACUUCGCCCCCAAGAGGAAUCUUUGCAGCCCUAUUCAAACCAAAGGAGGAGCAGGCACCCAAAGAGCCACCUCCACCCAAGUUCGCUCCAAUCGAGGGGAAUAAGUUAAAAAUUGCGUACAAAUCACGCGAGGAGCGACUAAGAAACGAUAAGGAAUUAGCCAUGGCCGAGGUGCCGCCCGAGGAUAUAUAUGGGCCAAAACUGCCAGAAGCAUUUCCUCAGAAACCUGUAGCACCAGAGGAUCGGACAGAGGCCAGCAUCGAUGCCAAACUGCAGCAGCUUUGGCAUGAGCAUGCUCCCAAAAAACGGAAAGUCGAAAAGUGGGUAGAAAAGAAGAGCAUCUCGAGCAGCGAGGACAGUGAUGAUAGUUCCAGCGCUGAUUCCUCAUCCUCCGAUUCUUCUGGUGGCAAGGCCAAGAGAUCCAGCAAACUCAAGAAGUCACACAAGAGCUCCAGCUCAAAGAAGUCCAAGAAAUCAAAACUGAAAUCCAAGAAAAAAUCCAAGAAGGCAGAAAAAUCCAAACACAAAAGCAAGAAGAAGAAGAGUAAACACUGAUAGUAAAUAUUUAAUAAACAGAUUUGCCGUGCUUUCUUUUCUUAAAUCAAUUGGAUCACUUAAUGGUAAAUUAAACAUUGGGCUCGUGCAAAUUUUAUUGGUUUUCUUUUCACCUUUUUUAAAUAAAUUGUGGUGCACGCUCGAAAAAAGAUGUUUAUUAAAAUGUUAAUUGAUCUGAUCAUAUAAGCUUCAUAAUGCAAAUACGAAAUUUGUAUAAUCUUUGUUAGUCAAUUUCCUAAUCAACACCAUAGAAGGUAUUUAAUUGUUUGUUUGUUGUCUUAUGUUUAAAUACAUUUUUUAUGUUUUUAAUAUUUGUUUUUUAAAUUAACCAAAAACUACAAUUUCAAACCUAA
Messenger RNA from Drosophila rhopaloa, 3358 nucleotides. RefSeq names its product G patch domain-containing protein 1 homolog. The coding region runs from base 150 to 3005 and encodes 951 amino acids. Lineage: Eukaryota; Metazoa; Arthropoda; Insecta; Diptera; Drosophilidae. Gene Ontology annotation, cellular component: nucleus. The transcript is spliced from 3 exons. Gene Ontology annotation, molecular function: RNA binding. Gene Ontology annotation, biological process: mRNA processing. The record is from RefSeq and is a predicted model, not a curated record.